ACAAGGAAGGGGAGAGCUCACAAGCGGCAGGUUCGUGCUUGACUUCACACCCGUGUUCUUCUAAUUGGAGUCAAAGAGAACAAACUACAGGAUCAGCCUAAAUAUGGAUGUUGCGGAGUCUCCCCAUGAGAAUAUGGGGCUUUUAAGGACCUUUGAUGCGUCCGAGUUUGGGUGCUGGGAGAAGAUUGGAUCAGGUGGAUUUGGACAAGUAUACAAAGUGCGGCACAUACAGUGGAAAACAUGGCUGGCGAUCAAGUGUCCCCCCUGCCUUCAUGUCGAUGACAAGGACCGCUCGGAACUGCUUGCGGAAGCAAAGAAGAUGGAGGCGGCAAAGUUCCGGUACAUUUUGCCAGUGUAUGGGAUCUGUGAGGACCCCCAGGGCCUGGUCAUGGAGUACAUGGAGACUGGAUCUCUGGAGACUCUGCUGGCCAACGAGCCACUGCCCUGGGAGCUGCGCUUUCGCAUUAUCCACGAGACAGCGGUGGGAAUGAACUUCCUGCACUGCAUGAACCCUCCUCUACUCCACCUGGACCUCAAGCCAGCCAACAUCCUGCUGGACGCGCACUACCAUGUCAAGAUCUCAGAUUUUGGCUUGGCACGGUGGAACGGCCUGUCUCGCGGUGAUGACAUCAGCAGGGAUGGCUUCUGUGGCACAAUCGCCUACUUGCCUCCAGAGAGCAUCAUCGAGAAGGACCGAGUGUCUGACACCAAACACGAUGUUUACAGCUUUUCUAUUGUUAUCUGGGGGAUACUGACACAGAAAAAGCCCUACCAAGGGGAUAAUAACAUCCUGCAGAUUAUGGUAAAGGUGGUGAAAGGGGUGCGUCCUGACCUGGGGGCUGUGCCUCGCUCCAGACCUUCAGCCUGUGCCGGGUUCCUCAGUCUCAUGCAGCGCUGUUGGGCCACUAACCCUAAUGUACGGCCCAGCUUCCAGGAAAUCACAUCUGAAGCAGAGGAGCUCUGCUCUAAACCUCAAGAGGAACCAAAGAGCCCCACAUUCUCCACCUCUGAGCCAGAGCCCACAUCGCCCAGAAGGCCCACUCCUGAUGAGGUGAAUGACGCCAAACCAGUGCGACCAAAGUCUGCCAUGUUGCCGGAAAAAGAUUAUAGUCUGUCAGAGCUGCUGAGUCAAGUGGAUUCUGGGAUCUCCAGAAGUUUUGAUCGAUUGAAAGAGGACAGCUGCCACAGCAAAGAGAACACAUGUAAGAGGCUGUCAGGCAUCUCCUCUGCAGACUCUGCCUUCUCGUCUCAAGACUCAAUCACACUAUCUUUUGAGAAAGAAAACACAUAUGACUUGGCUGAGAUCCAAAAACGAAAGCUGUGUGAGGCCAUCCGGGUUAAAGACACAGCUAAGCUCAUGAAGAUUCUCCAGCCCCAGGAUGUGGACCUCCUGCUGGAGGGAGGAGACAGUCUACUGCACCACGCCAUUGCCCUGAACAACGAGGAGGCCGUCAAGUUUCUGCUGCUCAAUAACGCCAACUUGAAUCUGGCGAAUGCUCGGGGCUCCACCCCUUUGCACCUGGCCACAGAGAAGCACCUGAAGCCUCUGGCAGAGCUGUUGCUAAACCGCCGCAGCACCAGUGUGAAUGCCAAGGACGAGGAUCAGUAUACUGCACUGCAUUGGGCCGCACAGAACGGAGAUGAGGCCAUCACACGGCUUCUGCUGGACAAAGGAGCUGCCAUAAAUGAGACUGACGGUCAGGGCCGGACUCCAGCUCAUGUGGCCUGUCAGCACGGUCAGGAGAACGUGAUCAGGGUGCUCCUGAGCAGAGGAGCCGAUGUCCGGGUCCGAGGAAAAGACAACUGGACAGCUCUACACUUUGCUGCGUGGCAGGGGCACCUGGGAAUCGUCAAACUCCUGAUAAAACAGGCGGGUGCAGAUGUAGAUGGGCAGACCACAGACGGUCGCACACCGCUGCAUUUAGCGUCACAGAGAGGACAGUACCGAGUGGCCCGGAUCUUGAUCGAACUGGGGGCAGAUGUGCAUAUGACAUCUUCAGGGUCCAACACUCCCCUCCAUGUGGCUGCAGAGACGGGCCAUACCAGCACCUCUCGCCUCCUGAUCAAACACAAGGCAAAUAUCCAUGCCCAGAACUCUGUGGGGCUCACCCCGCUGCACCUGGCGUCCCACAGGGGACACCUGGCCACAGUGAAGAUGCUGAUCGAGGAGGGGGCAGAACCUGACAGGAGCAGCCACAACCUGCGAACCCCCUGCCAUCUGGCAGCAGAGAGCGGACACUGUGAAGUCCUAAAAGAACUUCUCCUUCACUGUCCUGAUGGGGGCGCUCUGUUGGACAAACAGGGCUUAACUCCACUGCAUCUCGCAGUACAGUUAGGGCACUCAAACAUUAUUAAGAUGCUAGUGCCACAGGACAGUGAAGACUUUGUAAAUGAAAGCUCAGUGCAAAGUGAGACUGAAAAAAUGGCCCCAUCUGCAUCGGUUAAGCAGAGAAAAGUUGUCGUUCUAAAACUAACAGAGCACAGCGACAAAGACUGUACACAGCCCCCUAGUGCACAGUGUACCUCUGCUCUCUGCUAACACAAGGCCACUGCUGAGACUGCAGAUGUACAGUACAGUGUAAGCUAAUAGUGCCCCAGAGACUGCCUUUUUGAGCCUGUCGCACACCGACGCCCUUUUGUACAGAUUGUAAGCUUUUAUGUAAAUGUGUUCUGUAAAUAGAAGCUAUGAGGAGUUUUGUCAAAGAGUUUAAAGAAUGUUGUUAAUAGAAUGUAUUUUUUACCAAACCAGCACAUUAUGUAUCAGAAGUGUAAUCUUUGGGCUCAGUGAGACAAAAUUUUUGUAUCUACUCUUUUGAAGCCAGUAUGCCUAUAAGUUAUUUUGGUCACAAGAAUUUGUAUAAAUUUGUAGAAGCCAUGGCCUUUGUUAUAAAAGUACUCCAGUGUUUUUCAUCGGUUACAAACCAGUGCUACAAUAAUAAACUAAAAAUAAAU
Molecule: messenger RNA, 2952 nt
Organism: Periophthalmus magnuspinnatus
Lineage: Eukaryota; Metazoa; Chordata; Actinopteri; Gobiiformes; Gobiidae
Gene: ripk4
Product: receptor-interacting serine-threonine kinase 4
Exons: 8
Coding region: 104-2539 (811 amino acids)
Biological process (GO): protein phosphorylation
Molecular function (GO): protein binding; ATP binding; protein kinase activity
Source: RefSeq, a predicted model, not a curated record